CUGACUCAAGAUUGUAUACAUAUAGCUCUAGAUAGCUCUUCGAUGCGUCGCGCUCUAUCACCUGUUAAUUGUUAAUCAUUUUACCUUCUGAAAAUUCCCAAGUGGGCGAAGGGGCGGACGGAAUGCGAAACUAUUGCGCGAUAAUCAUGCCCAAACUAAAGUAGAAGCCGUUCUAUAAUCACGCAAUCUAACACAAUUCGCACAAAGCUGGUUUAUAUAAACCAGAAUCCAAACCACCAUCGAUUCUUUACACGAACAUGUCCGCUCCAGCCACUGCACCUCCACCAGACCCCAACCGCCCUUCUCUUCGUCUUGGCUCCGUCGCUCCCGAUUUCUCGGCCGAAACAACGCUUGGUCCGAUUAAAUCCUUCCAUGAAUGGCUCGGAAACUCCUGGGGUAUCCUCUUUUCCCACCCAGGUGAUUUUACUCCCGUUUGCACUACCGAGCUCGGUGAGGUCGCUCGACGGGCCAAAGCAGGUGACUGGGAAAAGAGGAACAUCAAGGUCAUCGGUAUCAGUGCCAACGGCUUAGAGGAACACUACAAGUGGGUGAAGGACAUCAAUGAAUACGGUACAAAAAGUGUCUCAGAGACUGACGUCCAAUACCCUAUCAUCGCCGACGGUGACCGCCGCAUUUCCUACCUCUACGACAUGCUUGAUUACCAGGAUGCCACCAACAUCGAUACUAAAGCUGGACUUCCCUUCACUAUCCGCAGUGUCUAUGUCAUCGAUCCAGCCAAAAAGAUCAGGCUCAAAUUGGACUAUCCCGCUGUAGCUGGAAGGAACUUUGACGAGAUCAUCAGAGCAAUCGAUGCGAUUCAGUUGGGUGAUAAAUACAAAGUUGCUACUCCCGUCAACUGGAGGCCUGGAGAAGACGUUAUCGUGCAUGCUAGUGUCCAAGGCGAGGAAGCCAAGAGGCUAUUCCCUGAGCACACAGUUCACUAUCCCUACCUCCGUACUACCCCGCUCAAAGUAUAAUUGCUGUAGAAAGAAAGGAAGGAUUCAUAUGUAACAUAUCAACGCUGUUGUGUAAAGUCGCUUGCGAGCAAAAAAAUUAGGAACUUGUCGUUGCCGAAGUUUUUUUGAUCGAUAUCACGAUGCCAAGCCUUCAGAAGCUUCAGACUCGGUCAAAGCUGUGGUUCUCCGACAACAAUGUAAUCAUGCACAUGUCCUGCUCACG
Molecule: messenger RNA, 1179 nt
Organism: Lentinula edodes (shiitake mushroom)
Lineage: Eukaryota; Fungi; Basidiomycota; Agaricomycetes; Agaricales; Omphalotaceae
Product: 1-Cys peroxiredoxin
Exons: 4
Coding region: 258-977 (239 amino acids)
Biological process (GO): cell redox homeostasis; cellular oxidant detoxification
Cellular component (GO): cytosol; mitochondrion
Molecular function (GO): peroxiredoxin activity
Source: RefSeq, a predicted model, not a curated record